GUAUUGUUAAUACAUGUAAGACGUGCAACUUGCUCGACCUAGACUGAGGUCAGUACACAAACCCUUGUAUGUAAAGAAACACAUGCAGUGCACGGAAGGAGCUUCUGCUAAAAAAUUAACCAUUGUGCUGCUGUUUUCUCAUACGGGAUAGCUGCUGGUGGGAGCAGUUCUGCCCAUCCAUCAGAACUGUGUAUCACUUCUCUACUGAAAAUAGAACAAAAAAUGUCGGAUCUGCCUCUUGACUGACGACGAGGAAACCUUUUCUCUUCGCAAGUGAUUGAAAUUGGUUCACUCAGUCAAUAAUUAGGAGGUUGGGCAAAGCUCCCUGCCUGGCGAGAAACGAAAGACAUUUUUCCAAGAGCUUGGCCAAGCAGUGAAGACAUGCAGAAAGUGAAGGGCCAAGGGUCGAGAGCAACCAAUUUUUGUAUCCGUAUUCCCCCUGAGCUGUGUGGAGAAGGAAACGUCAACAUCUCGUUUCUACCUUCAAGAAACAUUCGAAGAUCAGCAGGUGUCUACCCUAUGCCUCAACCACUAGUCAAGAAGCAGCCGUGGACAUGCCAGAAGAAAUACUCUAAAGCACAAUCUUCUUUGGACGUCAAGAAACUCUCGUCCACAGGUCAGACGAAAGAGUCGCCGCCUUCCGGCUGCAAUCAGCCAGGUCUUCAUGGUAAUCCCAGGAGACUGAAAUACGCUCGGUGGAUGUCGUGGGAAGAAGGUGGUGGUGCAUCGGGGAUACGCAUGCAGUCAAGCGACAGCAUGGUGUCGUUGGGGUCCGAUGCUGUCCACGAUGACUUCGACAUGAUCGAAAUGGUGGCGAAGGCCAACGACAUCGAUGUGAAUGCAGGGAGAUUCCUGCCUGGUCUUGAAGUCCGACAGUGCACCCUCCGCAGCCGCCCGGACGACGCCUCAGGAGGAAGGCCUCCCAGGGAUCCCAGAUCUGAUAUCCUCCCAUCGCCUCGUGAACACUUCACAUGGGAUCAUCGCAUGCGAUCCGAUCAGGCAGAACCUCACAGGCACCCGGCGUGUCCGGCACGAGACCAGAGACGUACCCGGCACGCGGGGUCGGACGGGGCUGACGUUACCAUGCCACCUUGCAGACUGUCCAGGCCACCCUCUGAGAUGCUAUCCGUUGACUUUGUGAUGGCGUGGCUGCUGGACGGUUCGGUGCCAGCAAGAAAGAGCAAUGUUCUACCCGUCAUCCAGGAUGGGAAAAAAAGAGCACAAGAGCCCAAGUUAAAGGGUGGGCGGACCCGACAAGGUGCAGGCAGCUCAAACACGUGACCAGCUGUUUUCUCAGCCAACGAUUCUUCUAAACUCUUAGUGGACUCGUGAGGUGCAGUUUCCCCAACCCCCAUAUGUCUGUGUAAACGCCAUUGACCGAUUCUUCUUCUCAUUUCUUGGGGAAUAUCCCUUUUCUGCUCUCGAGAUAUACGCCUACAAGCAGCAGCAUGUGGCGGAAGAUGCUAAAAUCGUGACUUCACAUGUCUAAUUAACAAACAUUCCCAGUUCUCCCUUCAGUUUAGGCCUUCACAACCUAAAGGUAUCUUAGUUUUUGUUGGUGAUUGCCUGUCCCCUUCACCCCCAGUCUCUAUUUUAGCAGUUUUGCUUGGGAUGUGUAGGUUUUACGUUUUGACCAGUGGGAAGAGUUGACUAUAAAAUUGUCAGGAAUACUGAGGACUACUAUAUUAACCAUCUUUUUUUUCCUCUCCGUUUAUAUGAAUGUAUCAGCCUUUUUGUAAGAUGAGAAAGUUAAAGGCAAAAAACUGUUAUCUUUUGUUCUGUUCCCUUUUGAAAAUAAAUGAAUUAGAAUACCAUCUAUUGUUUUUAUAGUAUAACAAUAUCUGUGAAAUAUAAUGCGUACUCAAA
Pomacea canaliculata is the source of this 1866-nucleotide messenger RNA. RefSeq lists its product as uncharacterized. Lineage: Eukaryota; Metazoa; Mollusca; Gastropoda; Architaenioglossa; Ampullariidae. Bases 382 to 1281 code for a protein of 299 amino acids. The record is from RefSeq and is a predicted model, not a curated record. The transcript is spliced from 3 exons.